AUGGAGUUGGAUACAUCCAUGGAGUAUAAUAAUAUAGUUAAACAAGUCAAUAUGCAAAGUACUAUCAUCAAUAAUUUGCAAAGACGUUUGGAUAAAUUGCUGGAAAAGCAAAGUAUGCAAGAUGAAAUUGUAUAUCAGAAUCAAGGAAAAACCAAUUGUAAAUGCAAAGCAGGACCAAGAGGAGCACCAGGAGCUGCAGGACCACAAGGUGCACCAGGACCAGAAGGACCAUCAGGACCACAAGGACCACCAGGACCAGUAGGACAGCAAGGACCACCAGUGAUACCGGAUGAUGAUGAUACAUGCUUGGUACUAGUGGGUAAAUGUCCUGCUGGAUUCAUGUCGAAUACAAAAUACGAAGAAGUGUUGCAACUCUUACGAAUGAUAACUGAUAUAUCAAUUCAUGUAUGCUGUAAAAAUUUGAUUUGA
Brugia malayi is the source of this 429-nucleotide messenger RNA. Its product is annotated as cuticle collagen 2(F), putative. Bases 1 to 429 code for a protein of 142 amino acids. Lineage: Eukaryota; Metazoa; Nematoda; Chromadorea; Rhabditida; Onchocercidae. The transcript is spliced from 4 exons. The record is from RefSeq and is a predicted model, not a curated record.